Messenger RNA from Suillus clintonianus, 2075 nucleotides. RefSeq names its product cytochrome P450. The transcript has 13 exons. The record is from RefSeq and is a predicted model, not a curated record. Gene Ontology annotation, molecular function: oxidoreductase activity, acting on paired donors, with incorporation or reduction of molecular oxygen; monooxygenase activity; iron ion binding. Lineage: Eukaryota; Fungi; Basidiomycota; Agaricomycetes; Boletales; Suillaceae. The coding region runs from base 252 to 1778 and encodes 508 amino acids.
GCACUGAAAACCUUAACCGAAGCUAAUCAUCAACCUCAAUGUCUCAAUGUCCUCUUGCAUUUUAUCGGCGGCCAGUUGCAAAAUGAUCGCUACAGGGACGAGCGAAUCAUAUCAAGCCAGCAUGAACCCCAGGUACGUGGUGUCAGAUACAUCUGUUAUGUUUAGGGUAGUUAGUGUGCAGUAUUUAACAGGCCAUUCAUAAUUGAAUAGUUCCCUCCAAUUGAUUCAAUCUUUUUGCUCGCUCAUCGGUCAUGUUGCAGCUUCCUGACUUACAAGUGUCUGAAACCACGCAGCCCGCCCUCGCCAGUGCUGCGGCUUGUCUUGCGGUAGUACUCAUUGUUCGGACUUACCUUGCUAAAUCGGAGAGGAACCUUCCUCUACCACCCUCACCUCCCAAUUGGAGACUUCGGGGGCACGAAGUACCUUAUCGCAAGUCAUAUCUCACUGUAGAGAAAUGGAUUGACGAAUACGGGCCCUUGGUCACCAUUCGUCAGGGAUUCGAGAAAAUCGUUAUUAUCGGUCGUCAACAAGCCGUGGUAGAUAUCAUGGAGAAGCAGGGCGCAGCGUCAGCUGAUCGUCCUCCCAUGGUUUCUGCCGGGGAAAUGCUUAGCGGUGGACAGUCCAUCGCCUUUUCACACGCCGGGGACAGAUUGCGUAUGAUGCGCAGAGCACUUCAUUCACAUCUCCAGCCUAGAGCAGCUGAGGCGUAUGAGCCCCUGCAGUUUUCGCACGCACAGCAAGCAGUCGUCGACAUUCUUCGGGACCCACACAACUUCCAGCAACACGCAUUAACAUUCACUGCGUCGACGAUUAUGAAAAUUGCAUAUGGGAAGACCACGCGCACGUUGGCGACUGAUCCCGAAGUCAGAGACGUUCGCCAGCGCUUCACGUCAUUGAGUGCAUCCCUGCGCCCCGGCGCAUACCUGGUGGACUCGAUCCCGUGGCUCAAAUACGUUCCUUUCUAUGGCCGAGCAUUACGAACCGAGUUUGAGAGGGGCAAAAAACUCUACUUCAGUCAGCUGAACCGCGUGAAAGAGCAAUUACAAACGGAUGAGGACAUCGGCCCUUCGUUCGCCAAAUAUAUGCUAGAAAAUGAGAAAUCCUAUGGCUUUAGCGAGACCGAAAUCGCUUUCCUUGCCGGUGGCUUGCUUUUAGCUGGAUCCCAUUCGGCUGCUGUGGCAAUCUGCACGGUCCUUAUGACAGCCGCAAUUUUCCCUGAGGAGCAGGCUAGAGUCCAUGCCGAGCUUGAUGCGGUUAUCGGAAGAAACCGAGUGCCGACUUUCGCUGACGAGAAAUCUCUUCCUCGUAUGUGUGCCUUCAUUGCGGAGUGUUAUAGGUGGAGGCCCACUGCCCCCGAAGGAAUCGCUCACCGAACAACCAAAGACGUGAUUUGGGAAAACUAUUGCAUUCCCGCUGGAACUACUGUGAUCGGUAACCAUUGGGCCAUCUCCCGAGACCCUGACGCCUAUCCGGACCCUCACGCUUUCAAGCCUGAGCGCUGGCUUAACGCGGAUGGUGAAAUGAGGGACGACCUCAAAUUCUAUGUCUUCGGGUUUGGUCGCCGCGUAUGCCCCGGUCAACACCUUGCGCCCAGGGCGGUGUUCAUUCAUUCACUUCUUGCCCUUUGGUCCUUCCAGCUCACUCUGGAUGCUUCGAAGCCGCUGAAUGACAUGGGAUACAUGAGCGGUGUGGUCCCUGAUAUCCAGCCAUGCACUGUUAGCUUCCAGGCUCGGAUUCCAGAACCUGAGCUCAGGCGCUUGAUGCAAAAUGAUGCCUAGGAACUCUAAGAUCGAAUUGGGAGUCGAAUUGUACCACCACCGUUCCGGAAUUUUAUCUUUCUUCUCCAUCACAAGCUAUUCUCUUGUGGUCGACUAUAGAUGUACGCCUAUCUAUUUAUCUUUUCAUUAUUUGUCUUACUUUUAUGGUUUUUCUGUUGGUAAAAUUCAUCUUUCUAUGGUAUAAAAUUACCGUGUUCGCGCAUUCCACUGCGCGUAACGAUAUAUCCUCAGAAAUCAUGUAGAUGCAUGUUUGUUAGGUUCUCGUGGAAUAAAUGAUAUUCGCAUCGAUCGCGGUCU